Molecule: messenger RNA, 306 nt
Organism: Alternaria postmessia
Lineage: Eukaryota; Fungi; Ascomycota; Dothideomycetes; Pleosporales; Pleosporaceae
Exons: 3
Coding region: 1-306 (101 amino acids)
Source: RefSeq, a predicted model, not a curated record
AUGUCUGACUCCAUGCGCAAGGGCCUCGGCGAGCAAGCCUCCGAGAAGAUCACCCCCGACUCCCAGAAGUCCACCACCGAGAAGGCCAGCGAGAGCCUCACCGGAGCUGGUGACCGCAUUGCCGGCGCCGUCCAGCCUGAGGGCCAGAAGUCCACCGGACAGAAGCUUGGUGACGCAACCCGCUCCGGCGGCGACGAUGCGUCCAACCAGGGCCAGGGCGUCAUGAAGCAAGCCCAGGACAUGGCCUCCAACGCUGGCCAGAGCAUCUCCGACACCCUCUCCGGCGCCACUGGUCAGAAGAAGUAA